This is a messenger RNA of Fusarium proliferatum ET1, 1602 nucleotides long. RefSeq lists its product as uncharacterized. The record is from RefSeq and is a predicted model, not a curated record. Lineage: Eukaryota; Fungi; Ascomycota; Sordariomycetes; Hypocreales; Nectriaceae. Gene Ontology annotation, cellular component: cytoplasm. Gene Ontology annotation, biological process: negative regulation of transcription by RNA polymerase II; mitochondria-nucleus signaling pathway; regulation of nitrogen utilization. Bases 1 to 1602 code for a protein of 533 amino acids. The transcript is spliced from 2 exons.
AUGUGGAACACGGGACGUGGGGGCGGCCCGCAUUCAGGGCAAACAUCCGGCGCCGCCGUUCGGACCCUGUUGAUGACCGUUACUGCUAACCAUUUAGCUACCACGGCAUUCGGAAACGAAGAGGAUCGAGCGUCUGGCGAGAUUGUCCAUGAAACGGUAUCUACGCUUGUAUAUACAGAGAGCUUUGUUGUUGACAACGAGGAAAAGACUUCCCCUACCACUCAGACUCUUCCUGAGAAUAUUGCUUCCGAGACGGGGAUAUCUGAUCUGCCUGAACUAUCUGGCAGUGUUGAGUCUCUUCUAGACGAAGAGGCCGUUGAAUCUCCUCCAGUGCCAGCACAACUGGAGAUUGCGCGCCCUCGUGUCCAAUGUCAGGUCUCUUGUGCAAGCACCCGAAGCAAACGUGAACGGCAUAUCAGCUCCGACGACUUUGGGAAGAUGGCUGUUUCCAUUGCUGGGGACAAGGGUCCUCUGGCAGCCCCUCGUCAUGAUGCUCCUGUCACCAAGGAGCCCCUGCCAGUUCCUCCAGCUCUCGAGCGAUCUGAUUUCAAUACAGCCGAGUCGAAAUUGCCUGCCAAGUCCAUCACAGCUUCGAAGGGCUCAUCGCAACCUUCGUCCCAAAGCCUCAUGCGUGGCUUUUGGCCUUCCCAGAUUCCUCCCCCUCAAACUAUUCUCGGUGCUGCUCCAUCAUCAGACGAGAUUCAGGAGUCUCAGGCAUCGCCUGUGUCUAGUAAACAGGGCCAGAGUCUCAGGCCCAUUGCCAGGAAGCCCGUGUUUCAGAUCGGCGGCUCCUCUGAAGAGGAUGGCUGUCUUCAGAGCGCCAUGGGUUCAUCACGGGCUGACCCUUUCAUCUCUACACACAAGAGACAGGCCUCCUUCGGUAACAAUGUUAUGACACGAACAAUAGAUGAUGAGGCUGCUGUGGACUCGGAUACCGACGACUAUAUCGACGAGAGCGCCAUUGAUGAUGAUGACGACUCUUCGGAUUGGGAGGACGCAACGGAGGAGAGCGGCAAAUCCGGCAUGGACAAUAAGUUCUUCCAGCGGGUGGACUCCAAGCUCAACUUGGCCUCGCGACAAUCACUCAUUACUCUCAUGCUUGCUCAGAAUGAUUGCGCGCGUACUCUUGGCAACCACGCUUCUCAAUCGAUGCUAGCCAUUCCACGAUCUCGUAUGGCCCACGGCCCAUCAUUGGGUGCCUCGCCUAAUGAUUCUGACGAGGCUCCCCUGAUGAUGAAGGGCAUGCGUGGUCCAGGUGUCAAGCCUUUUCAUGAGGUGCCUCGUUCUAGGGCUCAACCCAUCAUGACUGGCCCCAAUCACAUUCAGCCUCAAGUUGCGCUGUCACCUCGCACCACUCGUCGCAACAUGUUGGCGACUGAAUUGACCGAGUCUCUUCGACGCCACCUCCUCUGGGAGCGACAAGUGAAGUCGUCGACGGUCAAUGCUGUCCUCAAGCGAAAAGGUCAAUCAAAAGAUGUGGGCAACCUAAAGCAGUACCCUGAGAAGCCUUAUAUGAAGAAGAGCGAGGAUGUGAAGGCGAGCAGCUGGAACCCACCAUUUGGUCACCAGGCCGCCGACCUCUUCCACACCCGAGGAUGGUGA